Molecule: messenger RNA, 597 nt
Organism: Nematolebias whitei (Rio pearlfish)
Lineage: Eukaryota; Metazoa; Chordata; Actinopteri; Cyprinodontiformes; Rivulidae
Gene: lrrc51
Product: leucine rich repeat containing 51
Exons: 5
Coding region: 52-597 (181 amino acids)
Molecular function (GO): protein binding
Source: RefSeq, a predicted model, not a curated record
ACAGCUUGAACUCGAAGCUCGGCGCGUGAGGCGUUCACGGGUGUCACAACGAUGCACGGAGCUCCAGUAGAUUUAUCUUUUAGAAAUAUCUUCAAAUUGACAGACGCAUUAACAGUGGAGCCCAGGAGCAGUCUGAGGCCUGUAAAGAGAAAUCCAGAGAGGAAGUACAUGAGCUGUUCUCUCCGUCUUAAUAACAACAGCAUCACUGAAGUGCACGACCUCCAGAACACCGUGAGCCACUUCCUGGCUGAACCCUCACACCUCGCCUGGCUCGACCUUUCCUUUAACAAAAUCCUACAUAUAGACCAGGUUUUGUGCGAGCUGCGUGCGCUCCGUGUAUUAUAUCUCCAUGGGAACAACAUUUUCAUUCUGUCAGAGGUGGACAGGCUGGGAGUGCUGCCGCAUCUUCACUCCAUCACUCUGCAUGGAAACCCCAUCGAGACAAACGCGGCUUACAGGAGUCGUGUGAUUUCUGCUUUGCCCCAGUUGAAGACGGUGGACUUCAGCGCCGUGACACGACAGGAGCGGGUUCUGGCAAAGUUCUGGCAUCAAGGAAACAGCCGCAGCAGAAAGCAAGGACGGAGUCCAGUCCUGUGA